GGACUCCCAGUCGCCGCUGGGUGGAGCCCUGCUGCAGGUGUCUGUGGGGUUGCUGCUGGGGGGGAGGGAGGCAGCAUGACAGGGAAAGAACCGCUGCUGGGGACCCUGAAAGCGUGCAUCCUCGGCAUCAAGGAGGGGAGCGGCCCAUGCACUGACGCUUUCCCACACCUAGCCCCCUUCUGCGAGAUCCUGGAAACGAUCCUUCGAAAAGGAAUUCAACAACCAGUGUUGGGCUUCAAAAGACGAGAUUAUUGGCACUGGAUAGAGCAACUGCCUCAGCAGGAUACUUGUGGCUUGGUAACCCCCUUGUCAAUCAUGAUAGAGAAAGCCAGUUCUUGUGAGAAGGUACUGACAGCACAGGGACGAGGGCGGUACUUCCUGCGCCUAGCUUUAAAUCAGAAGUUACUUGCUACUGCCAUUCAACAGCUGGUUCGGUCUCCAAAGCUGCUGGAGUGUUACGAUCCUCUCAUCUCAGUGCUGGGAAAUGAAGAUUUCAUGGAGCCAUUCCUCUCACUGAUGCUGGUGGUGUCAGAGAUGAAUUUCUCCCUGGAUCUGCAGAAUUCCAGUUUCUUGGAUGAAAGUUGGCUGCUGCCGGUGUGCGUGACCUAUGAGACUGUACCCUGCAGAGAACUGGGGAUGGUGCUCAGAUACUUGGACGGCCGGAUCUUCGUCAUCGAGGUGCUUCCUGAGAGCCAGGCUGAGGUAGACGAGGUGGUGCUGGCUGGAGACGUCAUCGAUGAGAUCAGUGGCUUUUCCCUGAGAAAUGCACGCAAUGGACAGGCAGGGACUGUGCUGCAGAAGCUGAAGGGCAAGCCACUGAGCUUCUGCUUGAUCCGGUGGAAGUGGCAUGAUGGAGGAAUGUACAAGCCACUGCUGCCCUACCUGAAAGUGCUGCGGGAGAAGGUCCCCAGCUUCCAGCUCCAACAUGAGCACAGACGCAAAGAGGAGAAGGCGGAGCGGUGUCUGCAGGGGGGCAGACUACUUUACAACCUGCGGUACUUGGGCCAGGCCAACGUAGGACAGUACGGUGGCAAAGAGGUGUUGGAUCAAGGCAUACCCAUGGUGUUAGAGCAGCACCUGUGCCCACAGGAAGUUUUAUUUGAUGUGAAAGAAACUGAAGUCCUCAUACAAGAGAGAAUCUCUUCCAAGGUUCUGAUGCAAUACCCCUAUCCAGAGGUCUCCUGUGUGGGUCGCCGUCUGGACAGCAACAAUCUUUUUGCCUUCUGUGUUGCGGUUUCACCGGGGACCCCAGAACACAGUACCUUUGACUGUCUGGUGUUUGAAUCAAAUUCUGAGACAGAAUGUGAAGAAAUUAUCAAGAGAAUUGCUGCUGGAUUUAAACACACUGAAUGGUUUGUCUGAUGAGAAGGGGGAUUUGAUGGCUCUAGCGCUCUGAGCAUCCUCCAGGCACUCCAGUGACCCACAUUUGGAGCCCUGGUGACACUUUUCAGCUGUUGAGACCUUGACAACGGAUUAAGAGGCUGUCCACCUGUAAUAUGAACUGAAUUUUAGGAUUUGAUUUUUGAACUAUUAAACUCUACAAGGAAGUAUUUCAAAUACAUCCAGUUCUAAACAAUUUAGUCUGAAAACCACUGCUUACUUUACUGCCCCGUCUCUCCAAACUUUUUUCUAAAAGAAGUUUCCCAUGGAGAGUUUCACUAAGAGAGCUUUCAAAUUUGUGGAAUAAAACAAGAUGGGAAUAAUUUAGCUGUUCCCAGUGUAAAUUUUUCCAUACCUGAGUAGUAGUAGUAUUGAUGCAAACACCUAACAGAUUAACAAAAAGCCCUCCCUCCCUAACAGCUCAGAAAGGACAAAGUAAUCCAUCACUAGAGUUACAGAAAAGCUGUUAAGAGUAGUGUGGGAGUGGGGUUAAUUGAGCCUGCAGCUAUUUUAUGAGCAAGACUUUUCUUGCUUCUGCAUGGAAGAAGUAGUUCAAGAGAAUUUUUUUCCAAGGAAAAAAAACUAAAACAUUAAGAGUGAAACAAGAAGUUGAGACAAGGGGGAUUUUAUUCCAUCUUGAACUUUCUCCAUUUAACUCAAGUUACAGCUAUGAGUAAGUUUAAAAUUUUCAAAAGCACCUAAAACUUCAUGGACUAUCAACUAAGGGCCUCCCAAAUUAGACACCUCACUGUUCCAACUGAUCUCCUGCUUUUUGUUCCUUAAAAGUGCCAAGGAAGACAUUUGGAUAGUGAUUUCAGAAGGGAAGGGAGUUAAGACCAUGCUUUUCUAGACCACCAAUAGCCUAAUGGUCAUAGCUUAGUCAUUAAGUCAAACUGUUAAAGCCCUUUACUACAACCUGUUUAAAAAGAUGUGCUUUGAUUUUGGGGAAGGGAGAUUAGUGUAGAUCAAUGAUUCUUGAAGGUGAGUAUCUCAAGCCUCUCACUCUCCUCCAUAAAAAAAAUUGCUACUGUGAUUUAAGGAACCAGAACCAAGCCCUGCACCUGCCAUUCUAGACAAUACCAACUACUGCUUAAACACAACCUUCACAAAGUAGCCCAAAAGACAAAAAGCUCAUAUUUUCCCUGAUUCAGCUCACUGAUCAUACAAGAUAUUAAGCUAGAGUAAGAACAUUUCUAAGUAAUAUCCUACAACUAUUAGGGACAGAGACUUAAACUCACUCCUUCAGAACACUUUAUCCAGCUUACUAUUUAAUUCCAUGGACACCAAAUGACAGGACACCUCACAUGUGAAUGUAAAACAUUUAAUUUAAAAAUGUUGACACUACAAUAUAUAAAAUAGCUAUUAUAAAUGCACAUAGUGUAUUCUAUAGCUGCCAGGUUUACGUUUUUAGGAAACUGUAAGUUACACUGUGGUUAAGACUUGUAGUUUCACCCUCUGUAAGUCCACAUUCUAUCACAGUGAUGUAUGGUCAGACUUAACAGCCCCAAUUGUUAAACACUUGGAUCAAGUCAUAACCAGUUUUAUUGCAAAAGGACCCUGUACACAUUUAUAUCAAUUCUAGUACCUUACAAUUUUAGCUACCCAACAAGUCA
Molecule: messenger RNA, 2993 nt
Organism: Pelodiscus sinensis (Chinese soft-shelled turtle)
Lineage: Eukaryota; Metazoa; Chordata; Testudines; Trionychidae
Molecular function (GO): protein binding
Source: RefSeq, a predicted model, not a curated record